AUGACUACCAACAACAGCAUUAUGUCCUUGUUCUCCCUUGAGGGCCAAACAGCUCUCGUCACAGGAGGGACUCGAGGAAUUGGUAAAGCUGUCGCGAUUGCUCUGGCCGAAGCCGGAGCCGACGUUCUGCUGGUCCAGCGAGACGAAUCCUCCACGGAAACCCGUGACGCAAUCAGAGCGUUGGGCCGGAAGGCCGAGAUCUACACAGCAGAUCUUAGCAAUCCUAGAGACGUCUCCAAGAUUGUGCCUCGUGUCCUCGCAGAUGGCCAUGAGAUCCGCAUACUGAUAAACUGCGCGGGGAUUCAGAGACGCCAUCCUUGCGAACAGUUCCCUGAGUCUGACUUCAAUGAGGUUAUCCAGGUUAAUCUCAACAGUGUGUUCACGCUCUGCCGUGAUGUUGGCGCACACAUGUUACAGCUGGAACCACAUCCUGUGACCGGCCGGCGUGGCUCCAUCAUCAAUUUUGCUUCUCUUUUAACAUUCCAAGGUGGCUGGACAGUUCCAGCCUACGCGGCCUCCAAGGGUGCCGUCGGUCAGCUCACAAAAAGUUUUGCCAAUGAGUGGACAGCGCGGGGUAUUACCGUCAAUGCCAUUGCUCCUGGCUAUAUCGAAACAGAUAUGAAUACAGCAUUGUUGAACAACCCGGAAAGGUUGGCAAGCAUUAGUGCCAGGAUACCUGCCGGCAGGUGGGGGACUCCUGAUGACUUCAAAGCCGAGUGCUCGGCUUAUCGAGAAUUCCGGUCUCAAGCAGCGAAAAUUUCUUCUGAGCUUUGGUUUUAA
This is a messenger RNA of Thermochaetoides thermophila DSM 1495, 780 nucleotides long. Its product is annotated as 2-deoxy-D-gluconate 3-dehydrogenase-like protein. Gene Ontology annotation, molecular function: oxidoreductase activity, acting on the CH-OH group of donors, NAD or NADP as acceptor. NCBI's taxonomy places the organism in Eukaryota, Fungi, Ascomycota, Sordariomycetes, Sordariales, Chaetomiaceae. The transcript is spliced from 5 exons. Bases 1 to 780 code for a protein of 259 amino acids. The record is from RefSeq and is a predicted model, not a curated record.